Molecule: messenger RNA, 2127 nt
Organism: Cryptomeria japonica (Japanese cedar)
Lineage: Eukaryota; Viridiplantae; Streptophyta; Pinopsida; Cupressales; Cupressaceae
Product: 8-amino-7-oxononanoate synthase
Exons: 11
Coding region: 177-1733 (518 amino acids)
Biological process (GO): biosynthetic process
Molecular function (GO): transferase activity; pyridoxal phosphate binding
Source: RefSeq, a predicted model, not a curated record
GUAUAGAGGAGCAACUAGUCGCAACACUCUGUGAAAAACAUUUAUAAUGAAAGGCGGUGUUAAGUGUAAGGGGUUCGAAGGGCGGAGUCGUCUAUGUAUGACCAAACUGCUGAUGUCCACUCUACACUACAACGGCUAACGAUUGUAUGUAAUUUGAUCUGUGCAAUCGGAGGGAGAUGGGCGGGGAAUGGAAUGUGUGGUUAGAGGAGGCAGUGAACAAGCUGGAGAAACUGAAGCGUUUGAGGUCGCUCAGGCCAUUGUUCACACGAUGCCAUGCCCAUUCUUUGCUUACAUCUCCAAAUUAUAGUACACACUUAAGCCAUGAAGAAUUCCAGACGUUUGAUAGUUUGGGGGCGUGGGAUCGAUCCGCUGUGGAGGUUGAGAUUUCAGAGCCUACUUUUCAGUAUUGGAUGUCUAACUUUUGCAGCACAGGCAAGGAGACAUGCGAUUUUGAUAACAUCUUGGACCACGUAUUGCAUGCACAACCACAAAAUUUUAGAAAGUUAUUGCUUUUCUCAGGAAAUGAUUAUUUAGGAUUGUCUGCUCAUCCUACUGUAAGAAGUGCUGCUGCUAAGGCUGCUCAAGAACAUGGGAUGGGUCCAAGGGGUUCUGCUCUAAUUUGUGGAUACACUUAUCAUCAUAGAUUACUCGAAUCAGCUUUAGCAGAAUUGAAGAAGAAAGAGGAUUCCUUAUUGUGCCCUACAGGGUUUGCUGCAAAUAUGGUAGUGAUGACAUCUCUUGGAAAUAUCAGUUCUCUUUUAUCUCUCAAUGGUAGACCAACAACUGAUGAAAGGGUUGCUAUUUUUUCUGAUGCUUUAAAUCAUGCAUCAAUUAUUGAUGGCAUUCGUCUUUCUGAGAGGCAACGGGAAGCAGAGUCUUUUGUGUAUAAGCAUUGUGAUAUGACCCAUCUUGAUCAGUUGUUGUCAUGCUGUAAACUUAAGAAGAAAGUUGUUGUCUCGGACAGUUUAUUUAGCAUGGAUGGAGAUUUUGCCCCUCUGGUUGAGCUUGUUGAGCUUCGUAAAAAGCACGGUUUUUUAUUGGUUAUUGAUGAUGCCCAUGGAACUCUUGUUUGUGGUAACGAUGGUGGAGGAGUCGCAGAGAAAUUCAAUGUAGAAAGAGAUAUUGAUAUUUGCAUUGGCACUUUGAGCAAGGCUGUAGGUUGCCAAGGUGGAUUUAUUGCUGCGAGCAAAAAAUGGAAACAGCUGAUUCAAUCAACAGGCCGAGCAUUCAUAUUUUCUACCUCCCUUCCUGUUCCAGCAGUUGCUGCUGCUCACGCUUCCCUUCGUGUGGCUCGCGAGGAGAAAUGGAGACAAAGAGCAGUGUGGCAGAGAGUAAAAGAGUUUUCUGUUGCAACAGGGUUGGACGUUUCUAGUCCAAUUAUUCCAUUGGUUAUAGGAGAUGAGGAGAAGGCACUUCAAGCUAGCAAGCAGUUGCUGGAAGCUGGGUUUCACGUUUCUGCAAUCAGGCCGCCGACUGUGCCUGCAAACUCGUGCAGGCUGCGAAUUACGUUGUCUGCUGCACAUACAGCAGCUGAUGUGAAGGCACUUGCAAUUGCUGUUGCACCAUGGAUCUCUUCAACCAAUUCCGCAUUAAAGUCGUAUGGGUUAUCAAUGCCUUAUUCCGGACGUGCACGUGACUCGAAGUUAUGUAAAGAUGAGGGUGGCGCUGUUGUAUCAAGCAAAGGAUCAAUAUCUCGCCAAUUACAUCUCUCGGGCAUCAAGUCAAAGUUGUGAGAUUGGCUAGUGUAUUUUUUAACUGGUGGGAGCAUCAUGGAUCUCUUCAACUACUUCUGUAUUAAAGUCAUGGUUUAUCGAUGUCUUCUUCAAGUCUGUUUGGAUAUGCUCGAGAUUUGAAGUCAUGUGAAGAUGAGAAUGGGGCUAUAGUAGGUCAACGAUCAAAAUCACACAUAAAUAUUCCAAGCAGCGACUCAAAGCUAUGAGGUUGGGUUGUCAAUUUUGUACCUGUUGGAGUUCUGUUCCAUGCUAGAAACUUAGUUUAUUGUUGGGCAACUUAUAAGCCGUCUUCAUGUGCACUCGAAAAUAUAUACUUUAUCAAGAUCACACCGUCAUUAUGUGCCCUGCCGUGUUGAUGUCAUAAUAUAUUUACAUGGUAUGCGAUUUGUGGUCA